AAUAUUUGUGCCUACAAACCUUGCUUGAACAAUGCAAAGUGUUUCCUUGGAUAUACGGAUAAGGGGUUUCUUUGCGAAUGCCAGUCUGGUUACACGGGAGAACUCUGCGAAACAGGUAAUUAUGUGGCCAGCAAACGCAGACAUAUUCAGUCCUGCUUUCGCUUGACUGCGCCACAAAGAAUACUUUUCGAGCAGAAACAAACUGCAAAUACGUCUACGUCUACGUCUCUCAUACACGGAAUAGGCAGCUAGUAAACUAGAAACUCACCGUGGCCCGUUGCUUCGAGAUCCUUCGCGAUGGUUAGAAAAACGAAAGUGUAUCCUAUCCAGAAAUAGAGAACAAGUGAAUGUUGCUUGAUAACAAAUAAUCAACGUUGUCAGAGUUAGAAAACAUUUGUGCCCCUCCCCCCCUGGUGGGGGGUUCCUUAGCAAAGUUUUAUCCUGGAAAGCUCCGCCUUGAGGUUAACCUGAGAUCAGGCUCUAUUUUCGUAUCGCUUUGAAAAUAACAUUCCGGCAGGCAAGCCGAAACAAAAAGCGGUAGCCGUUAGAGAGAAUGUAUGAGAACCGCUAAAAUUGGGCCUGAUCUCAGGUUACCUUUAGGUCUAGCUCCUUACCCUUCUAUAUAAUAUUUUUUGAGAGGAAAAGUACCCCUCCCUUAACCAGUACCUUCCAUUGACAAAUGGUACCUCUUUAAAAUACCUAGUUUAGAACUUUGCAUGUAAAUGUACUGUCUUCAAACUGUGAAUAAAUCACAAAACUGGCCACGAAAUUUUCUCGACUUUUUCACAGCCAUAAAAUCCUUCUGUUGGCCCUUUUAGGUCCUUUUACAGACCGAAAUGACACAGAUUUCCCUACCCUCUCAUAUACUUCAACUAGUGAAAUCCUAACCCUUUCAUACACCUGAAGUCUGGAAAAGGUACCCCUUUCGCAAUCAGGGUGAAACUUCCCCUUAAAAGCCAUUAUAGGGGGGACCCCCCGGGAUUUAUGGUUGCUCUUCUCGCAAUGAGUGAAACAAUCAGUCUUCCCUGAAGCAAUCAGCAUGCUACAAAAUUGAUUAUUUUCUUGCGUUGAAUGUCUAGGUUUAUAUACGAUGUACGAGGUUGGUGGCUUGUAUUGUUUUCUUUUCUUUUUUUAGACCUGGACGAAUGCAAGGAUAAAACUCAUCAGUGUGACGUAAAUGCGAACUGUACCAACAUUUCUGGCUCAUAUAACUGCACGUGCAUGCCUGGCUACACAGGAAAUGGGAGCAUUUGUAAUGGUAUAAUUAACUAUACAAGCCUUCACUUCAUUUUUCGGCAAGUAGUUUAGUUUUCUUUGUAACUUAAUAUUUAAAUUUCUACUCCCUCCAGAAAUUGAUGAAUGCAAGGAUGGAAGUCAUGACUGUCACAUAAAUGCGAGCUGUACCAACAUUCCUGGCUCUUACAACUGCACGUGCAGACCUGGCUACCAAGGCAAUGGGAGCAUUUGUAAAGGUAAAACUUGCUGAUAAAUGUCAUAAUAAGACUUAAUUUAUAUUCAUUUCUUGUUUUUUUCGUUUCCUUACUCAGACAUCGAUGAAUGCGAAAAGGGAAGCCAUGAUUGUCACAAAAAUGCGAAUUGUACAAACACAGCUGGCUCUUACAACUGCACAUGUAGGCCUGGGAAAAAGUGCAUUAAAACAGAUGAGUGUAGUAUUAAGCCCAGAAAUAUAAAAUGAUCCAAGUGAAAGUUGGAGGGGAAUAGGGAUUGAUGGCUUAGCGCUUGUUUACAUGGAGGUGGGGGACCCCAGGUAGGUGAGGAGACCCCCUUAAGUGGGGUAACCCGCCUGUCCAUAUAAUUUCUCAUUUUAAUUUGAUCAUAUUAACAUGAUAGGUGGAGUGACCCGCCACAUGUUACCUCACCUAUCUGGGGCCUCCCACCUUCAUGUAAACCGGGCAUUAGUUGGUACUGCGCCUUGGGUGCUAAAUUGACGUUUAGAGAAGGCAACAACUGCUUUAGGCCCUUUAUAGGGUGGAUUUCGACUGUCGCGUAAUUUUUACGUGCGUAUGAGAGGAAAAAUUUAAGUACAUUCGCAAAUGAAAGAGAGGCAAUGUAUGAAGGAUCGCGCAUAAAAGUAUAAGUUGAACCUCGCCCAACUUCACGUUUAAGUGCAACACGGCUUCGUACCUUGUCUCUAUUUUAUUCACGCGAGUAAAAUUUACGUGUGUUUACACGCGCGUGAAAAUUACGCGUCCACCCUUCAUGCAGGUGCGAAAAGAAAGGCCUGAAAAAAAAUUCAGGCUUGUAUCGAAUUCAAACUCUUGACCUCUGCGAUACCGGUGCAGCGCUCUAAACAACAGAGUAAGCAGGCCAACUGGGAGCUGGUCAUUAUAAAAAUAGAUCAUUCCCUGGGUUUAAACCUUUCACAAAAAUAGGUCAUCUCCGAAUUAUCACUUUCAAGAUGAGGCUGAGUGCAAAAUCUUUCGUGUGAAAAGACUUUUAUUUGCAUGAGAAUAAAAAAUCAUUUUCAUAUCGCACUUAGCCUCGCUUGGAAAUAGAGGCUUAGAGCAACUGUUUAUUCGUAAUAUACCCGCAAAAGAUUGCAGGCUUUCUACCUGUAGAGCAGUUUUGGAUUAGUGACUGCAUAUAUGCGAAAGAGGUGGGGAACCUAAACGCAGAGCUCAAGUUCACUAGGAGGAUUCUUGAAGGCAAAUGAACCGCAGUAUUUAGUAAGAAUUGUAGCAAGCAUUCAUGAUAAUAAAUUUAACUGUUUUCAUAUACGAGCCUCUCUAUUGGCGAGUAACUGCGGACGUCGUUUUCGUCGCCCUUUUCCCAUCAAAUCGUCAGCUUUUAAACGAAACCGUCGCAUAUCAAUAGUUGUUCUGCAUGGUAACGCUACUGAGGAGUUCGAGCGACCACGAUGACGGCGAAGGUAACGUGAAAAUAAGAAAAAACAUACACCAGGUUUGACUGAUAAACAAACCUGCAGCGCACUUUUGGCCGAAAUUUCUUGCCAUUUUUGCACGAGUAACGUUGUCAAACUUUAUUGACAUGGCAAUGCGAUCGUACCUAUAGUUCCCGUUCAGACGUAUCCGGGUAUUUUUGAAUCCGCAAAUUUUUAUUUCCGGAUUCAAAAAUUUCCACGUCCACGUGUAUCCGUAUUCAAAUCGAAUUGCCAGUCCACACGUAUCCGGAUUCACUCUCAGUUCGUCAACUAAUUGGCAAAGCGAUCUUCGGCUCUUACAAAAUUUUUAUCACGAAUAUUCUUCAGUAAAUGUUUCAAUGAGAAAAUUGUCCCAUCAAGCGCUAUUUCGCUCGUUUAACUUGUUUCCGGCGUCCAAUCCGCCCGUCCUACAUGGAAAGAAGCUUCAAUAUGUCAAACAGCAGUUUGGCAUAAUUGAAGUGUACAAUAAUCAUAGCUAGGUUUAACUACACACACUUUAUAAGACUUGAAACUGAAGUGCAAGAAGUAAAGAAGCGAUAAUAUUGCGCUGGGCACGGUCUUGAAUAUUCAAGGAAAAGAACUGGGCUCGAUCUUGUGACGUUACUGUAUGGCAAAUAUCCGAAUUUAGCGUCCACACGAUUCCGGAUUUAUAGCAUAAUCAAAAAUUUCCACUCUGAAGAGAGGAUUCAAAAAGUUGCGGUUCACCCGAUACGCGUGGACGGAAGCGGGAUCCGCAAAGAAAAAGUUGCGGAUUCAAAAAUAUCCGGAUACGUGUGGACGAGGGCUUAAUCUCUAAGAUUGUUGUUUCAUCAAUAGCGGUCGUCGCGACUUCGCCCAUAGAGAGUCUCAUAUACCUUUGGCAUGACUAUCUGUGCACAGCUUCGCUGAGUGCCACCUGUUGCUGGUUCGAUGCUCUUUUCCGCGCGCGCUCAUACUAAAGAUAUGAACCAAAGAUUUUUUUUUUAAGGUGGUUUUAAUGCAUCAACUAUUCUUGGCAACGACAGUAGAUACUCGGAGAAUUUAGCGUUGUUUUUGGAGCCCGUGAUCAUUAGCUCAGUCCGCAGUAGGUUUGUGAGGUGUUGGCACGCUAAAGAGGACGGCUGGGCGGCGUCUACGUUCCAUGGCAACUGUGAUGACAAGGGACCCACAGUAACUAUCAUUCAAGUCGGCAGUUUUAUAUUUGGUGGAUACAGUGACGUAACCUGGAAAAGCCCAUCGAGUGAGUACAUGUACUAGGAGAAUCAGGACUUGUUUAUUUUGCUUGCUAACAAUGAAGAACGAUAAAGUAGUACAGCGGCUUUUGGCUUGAUAUUUUUCUGUUUACGUACAAUCAAGGCGAGAAAGUAAUUCCUCAGCGAUCAGAAUUGGCCAUUUUCAUGAUGACGUCACUUGAAUACAACUACCAGAAGUUUGUUUUUCUCUAAUUCACAAUUUAAAUUAAAUUAUCCCGGUCAGGUUUAAAUCUCAUAAGAAUCGAUUUUGAAAUACAUUUUAAAACAAAAGUCAAUGAUAAAAAAGAACCUUGUCUUAGUGUCUUCAUUUUUAACAAUAAUAUAUACUUCCACGAAUCAUGUUAAUUUCAUAUCUUUUGAUAAUGAUGACAUGAAACCAUCGAAACGUCAAUUUACUUUUUUAUCGUUGAUUUGAGGUUUAAACCACAACAUCAAUAAACAAAAUCUUGCAAAAUUUGGUUUCGCCCUCUCCUUACAAAAACCCAUUAAGGGGCCACUCCACAGGAGAGGAUGCCUCUGGUCCCAGCCUAAUUUUACUGAAUUAUCUUUAAAGUUCUCUAACUAUGUACUGAGGACUCUUUUUAAUGAAGCAAAGUGUCGCUUAAGAACUACCCCCCGGGUCACGGUAGUCAGGAGGAUAAAAAGGAAAAUUUUUCCAUUGUAAAAAGCUAAUGUUGUAAUAACAUCCAUGAACAUUCAUGACCAAAAUUACCUUUAAAAGCUAAAUGAAACACGGAAUCAAGUGGUUCAGCCAUGCAGAGGUUGAAAAAAAAAAUGUAUUAGAUGCAUGUGUGAUACCGUCUGUCAUUUGUAUUUUAUGGACUUCAAGUAGGUUUCAGGUUCUGUCAUAAUUCGAUAGAUCUGAAUUUAGUUACGAUUCUAGUUUGCAGAAAUCUCUUUUCAGGACAAAAACCCUGCUCUUUUCUACUAACACUGAGGGAUUCCAGUUUAGGGAGAGCUCCCUUUCUGCUCAUAGUAGUUUGUUACUCCAUUAAAACUGCCUAAUUUUCUAGAAUAAUUUUCUCCUCCCCCACUAAUUUCAAAGUCACUACAGUGUCAUUACUGCACUCAGCAAGACAACAAAUGGAUGUGUGGCUCAUGACACUUUUUUAGGAAUAUUGAAAAAUUUACACAAAUAGAGCAAAUUUUAAAAAUUACAGUAAUGCAUGAGUUGUCUAGGAAUGUUUGUAUGUCAAGCCGGACUUGCACUCACUAUUUUAAACUGAAGUCCGGAUCAUUGAAUAUUCCUAGAAGUUAUUUUUUAUGAGCGCCUUUAGUAAGGUCAGUAAGAAUUGUAAAAUGUCGUUAUUAUCUCCCAGGUCGUUGUUCUUGGGGAUAUUCAAGUAAAGCCUUUAUAUACUCAUUGACCAAUAACAACGGUUCUGGACACGCUGUGUACAAUCCCGUUAAGCUGCGAGUCAAGCCUGAUAGGUACAAGUAUGCUGUAAGAAGGUGUGAUUCAUUUGGACCAAGAUUUGGCAAGGGUGAUAUUCGCAUAUCAAACAACUCUGCUAGUAACCAGUAUUCUUAUACUUAUUGUGGCGAUCACUACCCCCUCCCCCCAGGAUAUUCUUUAUCUGGUUCUAAGUGUACAUUCUAUGCUGGAAGCCACAAAUUCACGCCAACAGAUAUCGAAGUAUUCUAUGAAACAACCACUUAA
Messenger RNA from Porites lobata, 5794 nucleotides. Lineage: Eukaryota; Metazoa; Cnidaria; Anthozoa; Scleractinia; Poritidae. The record is from the annotation of a GenBank genome assembly.